Molecule: messenger RNA, 1725 nt
Organism: Eremomyces bilateralis CBS 781.70
Lineage: Eukaryota; Fungi; Ascomycota; Dothideomycetes; Eremomycetales; Eremomycetaceae
Product: dihydrolipoamide succinyltransferase
Exons: 7
Coding region: 198-1640 (480 amino acids)
Biological process (GO): tricarboxylic acid cycle
Cellular component (GO): oxoglutarate dehydrogenase complex
Molecular function (GO): dihydrolipoyllysine-residue succinyltransferase activity
Source: RefSeq, a predicted model, not a curated record
AACAAGAAUCGACAUGAUUCAACUUUCUCCCAUCCAACUAUCUUUUUCCACCUUCCCUUAGAUUCGCUCGCCCACUGUUCCCCCAUCCUUCAUCUCCCUUCUCCUCCCCCCCCUCCCUCCUCUGCUGAGCGCCAUUGUGUGCUCGGGUGCCCACCCUCGUUUCCCCAUCGUAGUCCAUCCAUCGAGCGAUAGCGACCAUGCUCGCUCGACAAUGCCUCCGCAGUAGGCCGGCUACGGCGUCAUUGCGGCGAUGCUGUGAAUAUUCGACCACGAGCUCGCUGCCGAGGAGCUCUUUCACGGUAUUGAGGAGCGCGUCGUCGCUGUCGUCGCUGUCGUCGACGUCGAGAAGUCCAUUGAGCGCGCCAACGUUUCGUUCAUCGCGGAAAGAUGGGGUUUCCUUCCCUUCAUACGUCCAGAUGAGGGGAUACGCCGAGAAGGUUGUUAAGGUUCCGGAGAUGGCGGAGUCGAUCACGGAGGGAACCUUGAAGCAAUUCUCGAAACAGAUUGGCGACUAUGUCGAGUUGGAUGAGGAGAUCGCGACGAUCGAGACCGACAAGAUCGACGUCUCCGUCAACGCUCCCGAAGCCGGUACCAUCAAGAAAUUCCUCGUCAACGAAGAAGACACCGUCACCGUCGGCCAAGACCUCCUCUUGCUGGACGCCGGCGGCGAGAAACCCCAGGAGGACCCGAAGAAAGAAGAAGCCCCCGCCGCACCCAAAGCACCCGAGGAACCGCCAAAACCCAAGGAAGAGCCCACGCCCGCGCCACCCAAGGAAGAGCCCACGCCCGCGCCACCGAAAGAGGAGACCAAGCAACCCUCCCCUCCUCCCCCUCCCCCACAACAAGCGAAGCCCACCCCCCCUCCGCAACCCAAACCGAAGCAAGAACCUAAGAAACCUGAACCCUCCAAAGCCGCUCCCGGCUUCGGCAACCGCGAAGAGCGCCGCGUCAAAAUGAACCGCAUGCGCCUCCGCAUCGCCGAGCGCCUUAAGCAAUCGCAGAACACCGCCGCCUCGCUCACCACGUUCAACGAAGUCGACAUGUCCUCGCUCAUGGAGCUCCGCAAGCUCUACAAGGACGACGUCCUCAAGCGCACCGGCGUCAAGCUCGGUUUCAUGUCCGCCUUCACCCGCGCCUGCAUCCUCGCCAUGAAGGACCUCCCCGCCGUCAACGCCUCCAUCGAGGGGCCCAGCGGCGGCGACACCAUCGUCUACCGCGACUACGUCGACGUCAGCGUCGCCGUCGCCACCGAGAAGGGGCUGGUGACGCCCGUCGUGCGGAACGUGGAGGAGAUGGACCUCGUGGGCAUCGAGAAGGCCAUCGCGGACCUGGGGCGCAAGGCGCGCGACAACAAGCUGACCAUCGAGGAUAUGGCGGGCGGCACGUUCACGAUCAGCAACGGCGGGGUGUUCGGGUCGUUGAUGGGGACGCCGAUUAUUAAUCUGCCGCAGACGGCGGUGUUGGGGUUGCAUGCGAUCAAGGAGAAGCCGGUGGCGAUCAAUGGGAAGGUGGAGAUCCGACCGAUGAUGUACCUCGCCCUCACUUACGACCACCGACUCCUCGACGGCCGAGAAGCCGUCACCUUCCUCGUCAAGGUCAAGGAAUACAUUGAGGACCCCCGACGGAUGUUGAUCGCAUAAUUGUACUCCUCGCAUCUGGUUUCCCGUCUUGUAUAUUGAUUAUUGACCCGUGCGAGCUUGGGGAUCUGCCGCGACCGCUCGCAUA